AUGGAAGCCCUAGAACCGAGCGAUGCCGUGAUGUUCCCAUUGACCGCGGGCCUCACGCUCGGUGGGUUGUAUCUGGUGAUCAACUACAUGGGAGCUGAACUAUUGAACAAGAUCCUGGGCUUCUAUUUCUCCCAGAUGGGCAUCUUAUUCGCUGUGGCCUUUUUGAAAGACAGCCUUACGGUUCUGAGAUCCUAUGUGUUCCCCAGAAAAUACCGUCAUGCUGGCAAACUCUGGAAGUCGAAGCAAGCAGACCAAGUUUUCACCUCGUCGGACCCAGGAGCCCAGAGUGUCCGUCACUCACCAUUCCCGGGGAUCUUUGGUUCCAUUCCGCUACCAAAACCCGUUCUCGCGGCCCUUUGGAAGUAUCGCGGCGUGGUUUACCAGCGAGCCAAACUCCGCAUCAACAUCCACCGCGUCCUCAAAGUUGAAACCCCUGUGGGUGUUCUCGACCUCAUCAGUGUCUUUAUCGCACUGCCAGUGAUUUACUACUUCACCUUCAUCAUGAAACCCUGGUGGUUGACGAACUUCCUGGGAUUCGGCUUCUGCUACGGCACCCUUCAAAUACUGUCGCCAUCUACCUUCGUGACCGGCUCGCUGCUCCUGUCCGCCUUAUUCUUCUACGACAUCUAUUUUGUUUUCUACACCCCGCUUAUGGUGACCGUCGCAAAGAAUCUAGACGUGCCCAUCAAGCUACUGUUCCCGCGUCCUCCAGACCCUAGCGCACCUGCAGACACGGUGUCUUUGGCCAUGCUGGGGCUGGGCGAUAUCAUCAUCCCGGGUAUCAUGGUGGGGCUGGCGCUCCGCUUCGACCUUUUCCUCUACUACAAGCGGAAAGGCGUCCAGAAAGCGCAGGCCGAGGGCAAGAGCCAGGAGCAGACCAAGCCUUUGUACCAGUCUGCCACCGGAGGUUGGGGCGAGCGUUUUUGGUCGGGGGUUGUCGCCCCAGCCAAGCCUGAGCUAGAGCCUCCCUAUCACGAUGCUCGAUCCUUCCCCAAGCCUUACUUUAAAGCUAGCAUUACUGGUUACAUUCUAGGCAUGCUUGCCACUCUCAUUGUGAUGCAAUGCUUCAACCACCCUCAGCCGGCCCUUCUGUACCUGGUUCCCGGCGUGCUGUUAUCUCUGUGGGGCACUGCCCUUGUCAGAGGCGAGCUUCGCGAGAUGUGGGAAUUCAGCGACGCGGACGAAGAAGAGGAUUCUGGAGAAGAGAAGAACGAAAAUCAGGAUGAAGCGACAAAGAACGGCGGACUCUUCGGUUUCCUCUUUGGACAGAAGAAGGCUACUGAGAAAAAGGAAGAACAGAAUGAGAAGACCUCUGAAGAAGAGAGCAAAAAGGAGGAAGACAAAGCUUCCGAGACCAAGAAUAGUGACCAAAACGAAGAUGAGAGCAAGCCGCUGGAUCUGUUUUCUGUGUCGGUAUACAUUCCCCGGAACAAGAAGUCGAAGGCCGAGGAGAACCCUCAGAAGGGUUCCAAGUCCAUGGAUGAUGAAGAAAACUGGUCCUUUGUUGGAAAGUCCGACAAGGGCGAUGAGCCUCCAGCAAAAAGACUUCGCCGGAGUCCUAGAACAACGGCUGCUACUACGAACUAA
Molecule: messenger RNA, 1587 nt
Organism: Aspergillus terreus NIH2624
Lineage: Eukaryota; Fungi; Ascomycota; Eurotiomycetes; Eurotiales; Aspergillaceae
Product: aspartic endopeptidase
Exons: 1
Coding region: 1-1587 (528 amino acids)
Biological process (GO): membrane protein proteolysis
Cellular component (GO): cytoplasmic side of endoplasmic reticulum membrane; membrane; lumenal side of endoplasmic reticulum membrane
Molecular function (GO): aspartic endopeptidase activity, intramembrane cleaving
Source: RefSeq, a predicted model, not a curated record